This is a messenger RNA of Malaya genurostris, 1631 nucleotides long. RefSeq lists its product as uncharacterized. Lineage: Eukaryota; Metazoa; Arthropoda; Insecta; Diptera; Culicidae. The coding region runs from base 103 to 1374 and encodes 423 amino acids. The record is from RefSeq and is a predicted model, not a curated record. The transcript is spliced from 3 exons.
AAUGAGUCUAGCUCAUUAGAAGACAACAUUGGCACUAUGCCGGGUACUAUGUAAGUUCCUAACAAACCGAAACAAUAGAACAGUUAUCGUUCACCAACCAACAUGAGUAGCACUAACCUAAACGGUUUAAUACCACAGUAUCUCAAUGAAACUUUUAUUCGUACAUCGCUUGAAAACGGUCUUGAUCAGCCAAAUUUGGCACGAAUUGAAAUUCUCAAAUUUCUCGUUCGAAGUGCUACAACGGCAGGCGACAACUAUCUGAGUGAUGUUUUCAGAGUAUGGGUUCGAUAUAAUCGGCUACCGAACGGUCCGACGGAAGAUGUCUCCUUAAUAGUGAAAUGUAUGCCCGAUGUUGGGUAUCGUGGUAACAUCAACGAACAGUUGAAUGUUUUUGAAAAGGAGGUUAAUAUGUUUCGAAAUAUUAUUCCCGAAUUAACUGAUCUGAUCAGGGGUGAGAUGUUAGCAGCCAGGAUAUUCUACGCCACUGCCGAUCCCGUUCAAAUGAUCGUCUUUCAAGAUCUAAACGCCCUUGGUUUUAAAAUGGCAGAUCGAUCAGCUGGUGGACUGGACUUCGAUCAUUGUGCGAUGAUAAUGCGUAAAAUCGCAAGAUUUCACGCAUCCUCGAUGUUGCUGACCGCCAGCAGUGUUACAAAGUUGAAGGAGGUGGAGAAACAAUUCGAAUACGGGUUUUUGAAUCCCCACGUGCCGGAGAAAAGCAAUACACUCCUAAACAUAUUUGCUCACGGGUUGGAAACAUUGAUUGGUUGCGCCGAAAAAUGGAAGAAUUUUGAUCAGGACAUAUUGGCGAAACUGAAAAAUUUGAAAUCAUUCUACAAGGACCGUAUUGUGAAGUGUUUAAAUCAGCAAUUUUCCAACGGCUACAAAGUGAUCAAUCAUGGUGACUUGUGGAUCAAUAAUAUACUGUUCCAGUAUGACUCUAGCGGCAAACCGAAGGACGCCGUAUUUGUUGACUAUCAACUGAGUUGUUACACAAGUCCGGGAAUUGAUUUAAAUUACUCGCUAGUGAAUUGCCCAACGUGUGAUGUUCGUGAGUAUCAACGUGACAAUUUAAUUAUGGAAUAUCACAAAAGUCUGGAAUCAACGUUGAAGGGGCGAUAUGAGAAAAUUCCAACGCUGGCAGACGUUCAGAACGAGAUCAAACGAAUGGGAUUCUUCAGUGUUAUGGCUGCAAUAUUAAUCCUGCCCUUGGUGACAAUGGAGAAGAAUACUGAGGGUCUUGAUGUGAGCAUCGAAGCACUGGUUGACAAAGAAAAUGCCGAGAAACUACGAACAUUUCAGUACAAUGGACUACGCUAUCGGGAAUCCAUAACGAAACUGCUGGACCGUUUCAACAGGGAAGGAUUACUUGACUGAUUCGCACGAGACACCGCAGAUUUAUGGCAGUGGUAAAAAUGGCGUUAUCUCCAUUGGUCAUAUAAAUGAAGUAAACGUAGUAUGCCCUUGUAUGUUAAAAUGGAAAACUGUUCAGGCACGCACCUCUAUUUGUUCCCUGCACUGGUUACCAAAAAUCGCUAGACUUCUAUUAUGCAAUAAAUGAUCAAUUCCGUCGUGGAAUAUGUUUAGACACACAGGCUAAAAAGAGCGUAAAUAAAAUUAUGAAAUGUGAAUAA